CUCUCUGUUUGUAUGUGUGUGUACUCUAAGUGUGUGCGUGAUGUGCAAAGAGCCCCCAUCUGAAAAGCCUCUUUGACCGACAGUUCUGUGUUUAUGUAAAGAUACUCUCUCAUGAAAAUACACUUUUGACAAAAAUGACACUGUUUGUGCGUGGGCAUGUUGGUGUGUGUAUGUUUUAUGAAUCUGAAUAAGAUGAACCUACAACUCUAUUUGCCAAACACACACCACACACUUUCCUGUCCACUUCAUUCACAUUGAGGGUGAUAUUUUAAACCUGAAACCAUUAAAGAAAAGUCUCUAGCAAAUUGAGUUUCAAAACCGUGGUGCAUAUGCAAAAAUUCCACUCUGUCCGACUAAGAUGUCUCUCUUUUUUCCCUCGUUUGUUCUCUAUUGCUCCUUUAUUGUUCCUCAAGCAAGGGGGAGGCCGAUGACAUGACGACUUCCCAUCAAGCCAACUCCUUGAAUGCCUUCUCCUUGAAGUUGGCAUUUGUCUAAAACUCUUUUUACCCUUUAGUGUGUGUGCACCUCAUGGUGUUUAUACUUGGGAUAUCGCUUUUCAACAGGAAAAGGACGUCUCAGGGAUUCAGGGAGGGUAAGCUGAUCCUAGAUCUGUGCCUCAGGGCAACUUCCACUGGGAGCCAUGUCUGCUGUUGAAUACUAUCGGUUCACAUUUGUCUUGUAUUUCACACACUCAAUUUGCAUCAUUCCAUGUGUUGUUUUCUCUGAGGUUGGAACCCGUUCCAAAAUGGACCCGGGCUUACUCAAAUAAAUAACAAUUUAAAAUCUGGAAACCCAAUCCGAACAGACCCGAGGACAACCAGACCUGGCCCCGUAUAGACCCGGUUGUGUCCAGAUCUGAUCCAAACUCACACCAUAUGUUGUACUGAUCUUUGAACCAGAAGCGCACCAACAGACUGACGAUGUUGCUUUCCUAAGAACCAACAGGAGUGUUGUUGGCGGCCCCCUUUUGAAAGCGGCGUUGUGGAGUCGGCCACUGACAGGAGUGCGUCAUCACUGCUCCCUGUGGUUCCCCUGGUUACUGCACCAAAAAAUCUGCUUUAAUGAAGUAACGCCGGGGCGACAGAGGACCGAAACCGACCCAAACUAACACCUUCCUCCCUGCCCCUCUCCCCCUUUCUCGCCGACACCAUGGGUCAGAAGAUCUCUGGCGGCGUCAAGUCAGUGGACAGUCGUGGCGAGGGUGGCUCGCCCUCCUUCCGCCCGUCGACCCACCACCGGCACCUCCACCCCGAGCUGCGGGGCCCUGACUUCUACAAGCCGCCGCGGCUGGACCUGCUGCUGGACAUGCCCCCCGCGCCCCCUGACCUCCAGCUCCGCCAUGCCUGGAACCCGGAGGACCGCUCGCUCAAUGUUUUUAUCAAGGAGGAGGAUAAACUGACCUUUCACCGCCAUCCUGUAGCGCAGAGCACCGACUGCAUCCGCGGCAGAGUGGGCUAUACGCGGGGGCUCCACGUCUGGCGGAUCCACUGGCCGGCGAGACAACGAGGGACACACGCUGUGGUGGGAGUAGCCACGUCCGAUGCCCCCUUACACUCGGUCGGCUACACGGCACUAGUAGGCAGUGACUCUGAGUCCUGGGGGUGGGACUUGGGCAGGAACCGACUGUACCACGACAGUAAGAACCGGGCCCAGGUUUCCCUACCUUCGUAUCCGUGUUUCUUAGAGCCUGAGGAAGCUUUCGUAUUGCCGGACGCUCUUCUAGUGGUGUUGGAUAUGGACGAGGGCACGUUGAGUUUCAUGGUGGACGGACAGUACCUCGGUGUGGCCUUCAGAGGCCUGAAGGGGAAGAAGCUGUACCCGAUCGUCAGUGCCGUGUGGGGCCACUGUGAGAUCAGCAUGAGAUACGCCAACGGACUGGAUCCGGAGCCCCUCCCCCUGAUGGACCUGUGUCGUCGGGCCGCCCGGGUAGCGUUGGGCCGAGAGCGCCUCCAGGAGAUUGUUUCCCUGCCCUUACCCCAGUCUCUCAAGAAUUACCUGCAGUACCAAUGACCAAACCACGCUCCACCAACUGGGACCAUCUGGAAGGAAACCAUGACGAUCUAAGUGUGAUGGAAGAUAGACAGAAUGUCAGGAGGGUUCGAAUGAACAACGGCGGAUGCUGGAAGCGGAAUGUUUACAUUGUGGGAUAAUUAAGCUCUGCGGUGAAUAGAUAGAUACUUGUGUUCAGGUUUUUGACCCAGAGGAUGAUUGAUACUUUUUUGUUCGGGGUUUGGACUUUUACAAUUAUUGAUGGCUGUAGCUCUCUUCCAAUGAAGCCUCUAUUUCAUGGACUGGUAUGGUCCACGGUCACUUUGAAGUAUGGGUGUUAGGAGACUACUGCCAUCUGCUGGUUUGAGUCAGAACGGCGCCUAGAAGGCACACACUAAAUACCCCGGGAGGCCUUUGAAAUCAUAUCUCUGCUACUGGAUACUCUAUAGUCAGUCUCCUACAAUGUCCUGUCCAGUCGGCAGGCAGACACAGGACUUUUCUACAGGGCUCAGAUGUGUUUCGGUCCAUUUCCAGUUCAAACUGGCCUGGAGCUCACUAGCUCACCGGUAACAUACAAAUAUCUGCCCCAUUGUCUUAAAGGACCCAUUAAAGGACUAUGCCAGUUCUGGACUUACUAGGUUUACACAUCAAGUUUUUCUGGAUCUAUGUCAAGUAAUGCAAGGGGGAAAAAUGGCACAGCACCCAUUUUGGGAGGGGGUGUGGAUGACCACACACCAUAGCAGUCAUCUUUUUUCUCUAGAAGGCUUGAGUCACUUUUAUUUCUGAGUUUGUACCCUAUAUUUUAUUCUUAGUGUGGAUUAUGAUCCUGACGACGAUGAUAACGUUACGAUGACUGUUUAUUUAUCAUGAGGUAGUUUAUUUUUACGUUACGUUUUACGUUACGUUCAGGUAAAUAUACUACACCGAUAUGGGAGAUGAUGAUGAUCAGCGCUGUCACCCUAAGGCUUUUUAAACCAGAUGCUGCUUUAAUAAUUAUUAUUAUACGAUCACUGAUGGUUUUAAUCUAUAUCUGCCUGCUUGGAUGGGAGACCAGGGCCAUUCGGGGGCAUACACAGUGGAAUGUAUGGGCAGUGCUUGUUAGCAGAUCUGAAAUGUGAAUAAAAGCCAAGUGAAUGAAAAAGCCAUUUGUUUUCUGGGAUGGUAAUUUCCUCUGUAUCAAGGUUGGGCUGCCAGGUGUGUGCAAUGUGUGUCUUUCUGGAUAAAAGCCAAGGAAGGCAGAUUUGUUUUUUGUGUUUUUCUCCCUCUUUGUUUAUACCGUCAGUCACGCUCCGGGGAAACCAGGGCAUCCUCAAAUCCAGCUGUGACAGUUUGUGGAACCUCGUCAUCCCUCGACCGCAUCUGACCGAACUCCCUACCCCCUCUCUGUAUCUCUACCUAACUCU
Molecule: messenger RNA, 3392 nt
Organism: Oncorhynchus masou masou (cherry salmon)
Lineage: Eukaryota; Metazoa; Chordata; Actinopteri; Salmoniformes; Salmonidae
Product: SPRY domain-containing SOCS box protein 4-like
Exons: 4
Coding region: 1150-2010 (286 amino acids)
Biological process (GO): proteasome-mediated ubiquitin-dependent protein catabolic process
Cellular component (GO): SCF ubiquitin ligase complex
Molecular function (GO): protein binding
Source: RefSeq, a predicted model, not a curated record